Messenger RNA from Harmonia axyridis, 4166 nucleotides. Its product is annotated as zinc finger protein 37. Bases 220 to 3279 code for a protein of 1019 amino acids. The record is from RefSeq and is a predicted model, not a curated record. The transcript has 2 exons. NCBI's taxonomy places the organism in Eukaryota, Metazoa, Arthropoda, Insecta, Coleoptera, Coccinellidae.
UGUAGGCGGUGAAACACAAUGGACAUGUGUGAAUAUGUGCUAUAGAAUGUGUUGUUUGCUAUUUUGCUCUAUCGACAGGUUGUGUACUCUAUUGAAGACAUUUUAUAAUUGUGCGGAGACCACCCUUCAACCUCAUGACAUAUCUUCUUAGUGAUCAGUGACAGACUGGAAUAAAAAGGGGCCUUCAGAACUGUUGCAUGUCGUCUUCAAGGCGGAGUCAUGACAUCCGUCACGUUACCUUCAACUUCUGGUCCUAUACAUCGGGUCUAUUCGUCGAUGUCAGAAGAAAUCACAAACAGCGAGUCAGACUUCGAGAGCAACCCUAUCAAGAGGUGUCUGAGCACGCCAACACCAUACUCCUGCAAGAAACGGCGUAAGCAAUCCACACCUAUCCGCAUCUCAGCUGCCGAUUGGGACGGCGAAUCGCCUUCAGAAGGUAAGCAAUCUGAGAACUCCCCAGAAACCGAACCACUGCAAUGCUCCGUGUGCCAACAAAACUUCGACUACCCAGACCACCUUCAGAACCAUAUCCUCUCAGCUCACUCUUCGGCCGAAGUGAAAAAAGAACCGCAGGAUGAACCCCAGCACCAAUUCUUCGAUCCUUACGGUACAAUGAAAUUCCCAAGGCCGGAAUUGCAAAUGAUGAACGACCUCCAAACCAAGGACUGGAUGACCCGAUCCCUGACUACCGCCAAUCCGAUGUUCAUGCAUCUGCCUCAGUUCCCCCAGUCGGAGGGUGUGCAAAGGCAGCCCAUCAAAAUCUUCAAUCCGGACGCCUACUGCGACCUCUGCAACAAGGAAUUCUGCAACAAGUACUUCUUGAAGACCCACAAAGCGAACAAACAUGGUAUCUACACCGACACAACUUCAGAAUCUUUGUAUCCAAACCAAAUACCCUCCUAUUUACGUUUACCUACAACAGUGCCAAGUGAUAUGCAACUCAAAACUGAACCUCAAACCACCUCGAAUAUGAUGAAUCACGUUAGUGACAUGUUCCCGAAUCCAUUUUCUAACAAACUAUCUAGAAUAAGUCAAUUAAACAAAAUCAAUCCGGAUGAAAAAGAAAGUAACGAAAACUUGCAGAGUUCUAACGCAUCGUCUAACAGCGGUAGUGAGAAGAUAACCACUGACGUCUUGCCGAACGGCGAGUCCUCUAGCCCAAAAACAAUAGAAAACGAAUCUACCUCAUAUAAAAGUGAUCAAGAGGGUUUAUAUUUUGUUCCUACUAGCAACAUGUCCCCCGGUCAAAUCGGUUUCAAUAAGGAAACUGACGUAUCUAGUCGUCUCAGGAAAAUCGGAGUUAUGAAUCCCAAAGCCUUCUGCGAGAUAUGCUGCAAAGAGUACUGCAAUAAGUAUUUCCUCAGGACCCACAAAAUGAAGCGGCACGGUAUAAUGAUGCCUGAUGAAAGAGAUAACAAGUCGGAUAUGCCAACUUCGUUCCACUGGAACCAAUCGAAUAUCCAAACCAGCCCGUUGAAUCUCAUCAAAACGGAACAAACGAACAGUGAAAGGAAAACCACCUCGCCUACCGAAAUUAGUUGUGAUAUUUGUGAAAUUAAGUUCCAAAACGCUAGUUUAGCACAACUGCACAAUAUCAGCGUCCAUUCCAAACUGUAUUCUAAAGAAACUACCGAUACCAAUGAAGAAACCAGUAAAGUCCAAGACACGCCCAAUUUUACAUCAGAAAAAACGUCGAACAGCGAGAAUAUAAGCGAAGACCUGAAGAAACUCCAGACUAUGAUCCUCCAACUGAACGAAUUGAAAGUUGAAAAGAUGUCGGCCACCUGCACUUCGUGCAACAAAGAAUUCGAAAGCAGGUACUUCCUUCACGCUCAUAUGAUAACCGAACAUGGUAUCCUUUUGGAUGAAGUUGCGGAGUUAGAGAGACCAGAACAACCUGACAAUAGUUCAAACAACAACACCAUGUGCGAUCUGUGCGGUAAAGACGUGGAGAAUGUUCACCAAUUGAAGAAGCACAUAUUGGAAUGCCAUCCCAGUUUAGAGCCUAGUCUGAACAACAUCAAGGAAGAAUUCAACGCUGAUAAGACCAACAGAAUGUCUGUAUCUGGUUUGCAACUAAACGAAAGGCGUAUGUCUGUCAGUUUGACGCCGACAAGUAGCUAUUGCGAGAUAUGCAACAAGGAACUUUGCAACAAGUACUUCAUGAAAACGCACAUGCAAAGGAUGCACGGUAUAGAAAUCGAGAACGGUGCUCAGAUCGGUGGCGUUGUUUGCGAUAUAUGCAACAAAGAACUUUGCAGCAAAUACUUUCUGAGAGUGCACAAACAUAACACGCACGGCAUCGUAGAAUACGGCACAAGUCUGCUCCAGCCCAAGAAAGCAGAAGGUGAAACUACACCGUCCUUACCAACAGAAUCCGAUUCUGCUCUACGAUCCAACGAUCUGGCAGAUUUGAGCCAUAGAUACUUCACCCACUUCACCGAAGUGUGCAAAAUAUGCAGCAGGCGAUUCCGAAGCACGAAAUGGCUCAAAGCGCAUCUGUUGAACGACCACGGGCAAGCUGGUGCCGAAAAAUGGGCGGAUAUGGAGCAGCAACUGUCCCAAAACCUCGCCCAACAUUCCAGAGCUCAAAUAAAAACAGAAAGUCCUACCCUUAAGAUACCAAACAGUGGAAACGAUUCGGCCGCGUCUAAACUGGGCAUACAUAACGUGCUGUCUCUUUUUGGAGGUGAUGAAGCCGGAUCUAAAAUUUACCAGUGCGGAAUGUGCGCUUUUACAACUACACUCCUACCUCUACUGUUCGUUCACGAACGUUCCCACACACCUUUAACAGAAACUGGAAGUAGAAUGGAACUGAAAUGUCCUGUUUGUGGUCAGACAUUCUACCAAACUGAACUUCUUCAACAUCACUUGUUCAAACAGCAUCCCUUGUUCCCUCUGCAAACAGUUUUGAACGGAAGCGAGUCCAGAGAAGCCUCCCAAACACCGGAGGAAGAAACAAAUAAGGGCGAAGACCUCUCCGAAGCGGCGAAGAACACCAAGCCCAAGAAGAAGAAGAAGUGGCGCAAGUUGGAGUUCACCGCUGAGGUUGAACAGUCGUUGAACGAUAUCGCGAAGAUAGCGCAGAUGCCAGUGGCUUACGCCCUUCCCAGAGGCAAUGAUGAAGAAGAAGAUCCAUCUUCGAAGUUUGUCAUGCAGGCUUUCUUGAUGGAAGAAGAGGCCGCAGAACGUCACGUCAUUCCCGCAGUUGUGUUUUUGCCGGUAUUACAGAAACAGCCUGCCCCUUUAUCGGUAACCUUUAAUCUAACCCCGGCCUAAUCAGUUCAACACAUAGUUUGCAUAGAUGUGAAGUAUUUUUUUAAACGAACAAUCGAUGGCGAUUCGACGACACCUGUGAUUUUUAAUAUUUUUCUUUUCUUAAUUUAAUUGAUUUAUAUAAUCAUAAAUAAGAAAUAAGCUUAUUCCUAUAUUUGCAAGAGACCUCGUAUAUUACGAGGAACAUAUGAGUACAUAUUUUUAUGCAAAUACCGGAAAGACUGAGUGAAAUACUAUAUAGUCUGUUGAUUUUCACUUUAAAAAUAUCGAGAUACUGAUGUUUUGUAUGAUAGAAAGCUUUAGGUGAUGUUUAAAGAAGUUCCUAUUUUAUCUCUCGAUAUAAUAACUAAUAUUGGUUCACUAGUGUGUAUGUCUUUGAGUUGUUUGAUGUAGCUUGCUCAACAGUCAGUUAAAAAAACCGCAUUACCCAGUCCAUGCAACUCAGGGUUAGCUGAAACGAGUACAAUCAUAGUUUAUGGCUUAGGCCAUAAUUUACCCCCUUCAGUUCCUGAAUAGCAGAUAAGUCAAAAAAAAUAUCAGUCGACCUAGUCAAGUGGCCGCUCUGAAAGUUAAAACCGCUGCCAUUGCAUUUAUACUGUUUAUUGAUCCAUAUCUGUAUUAUAUCAACAACCAUCUUUGCUACUGGACCGGGCAUUCACCAACAUGGUUGUACUAGACGACGACUGUCAUAACUCUGAACUACAACCACUAUAUCAUACCAUAUAUCACCUCCACGAACCAUUCAAAAUUCUAGAUCAGUCACUUGAAUUUCAACCUUGGAUAGAGAAGAAACUCAAUUUUGGGAAGAACCAUUAUUUUGUCAUUCCAAACAAUGUCUCAACUAGGGAUUCAUGACUUGGCUCGAUAUUCCAGCUACUUGGCUCAAGCUC